AUUCUAUGAUACCAGUACUUGGUGUCUGUUUCUGCACUUUCUUUUAGGGUUAUCACACUCCCCAUAAAUACAUUUUCCCUGUGCUGGUGGCCAUCAAUGCGUCCUGUGGGAGCAAGUUCCUUAGUUUAAAUAUGUGCUGCAUAUUUAAACUACUUUUAUCUGUUCCAAAUCUUCCAACAUUCAACUUCAUUGGAUGUCCUUGAGUUCUAGCAUUAUAAGAGAGGAAGAAAAUCUUUAUCCUUUUUCUCCAUACCAUGCAUAAUUUUAUAAUCUUUUAUUAUGUCACCACUUACUCACCUUUUCUUUAAACUAAGAAGUCCCAAAUGCUGUGCCACCUUUCUUCCCAGGUGAGUUGCUCCAUCCCAUUUAUCAUUUAGGUUGCCCCUUUCUGAACCUUUUCCAAGUCAAAGGCGCACAAAUGUGCGCGUGGAAACAGACCCAUGUAUGCACGAAUGCCGGAGUGUAGGGACAGCCUUUAUUGCCCUGCAUAUAAACAACAGAAGAAGAAGAAUGGAAUUGCUUUAAGAACAUACACUCUCCUUAACUGUCCCUCCCCUCUAGUGACUGAUGCGGGGAGGUGGUUGACACCCCAACCAGGUAUUAUAGACUCAGCUCCUUCUUGGAUUCUCAGAUUGCACUUAAGAGUUUCCCAGUAACAGCUCUUACUGAUUUGGUUAAUAUUAUGUAUUGCAUUUACUUUAGGCCUUUUUAUUAUUACACCUUUUCAUGUCAUAAACUUUUUUCCACUUUGUACAUAUGGUUAGGAAUGGACUAUAUGUACAUAAACAUUUUUAUUGAAGUGCUUGUGGAUUAGGCUUGCAGUAGCACACAAUCCAGGCCAGAUAUUACAGAGUGCUAUCACAGAAAGGGCCCUGUCAGAAAUAUAAAAAGCAAAUAGAGACCAGGUGCACACACAGAUCUCCUCUCCUUAACAGAUCUUAGGUAACAGCAAACAUAAACAGUAGCUACUGCCAUGGUGAUUAUUCCAAUCACUCUGGGCUACUUUGCUGCAUCAUUUUGGCUGGCUAGCACCACCUGCCAGUUACCAGCAUAGCAACAAUAGAAACUCCAUAUGCUGUUGUAGUCCUUUCCUGCAAGGAAGAACAAGUGCCCAGUGCCUUCCAAAUAAACACCACCCUUUGUGGAACAGCAGCAGCAGUCACUCCUCAUGAUGACGGAUCUGGUGGCUUUCCACUGUGCCAACUGCAGGAUGGGGUUCCGCUCCAGGCAGCUGCUAGAAAAGCACAUGGAAAAAUUCUGCAUUGGAGAGGAGACUGCAUCUGAUGCCAGAUACCGAAACAGGCAAGCCCUCCGUAAGGGGAAAGAACCUAAGAAAGCAGAGACUCCGGACAGCAUGCAUCAUCAGCUACAAGCACCAAAAACAAAGAAGCAUCACUUGGAUGGGGAAUAUGAGGAACAAGCACACCACUCCAGAAGCUUUGAUCAUAAAGGAAGUGUUUCAGACAGCCAGGCCUUGAAGAAACUGACUGAAGAGUUCCACAAACUGAGGAUGUCACUGGAAGACACUCUUCCUACAUUCAGGACAUUCCAGGCAGAGGAUAACGACAGACACCAGCGGGAAUACUGGAAGCGCCAACAGCAAAUGGCAGAAGAACAUGAGCGCCAUUUGGCAGAUAUCCAGGCCAGAAACCAGUACCUGGAGCAGCAGAAGGAUGAGAUCCAUAGGCGCCUGUCUGAACUGAAGCUAGGGAACUCGGCUACAUCUCAUAUUGAACAGCUGCUGGUGGAGUUGACUACCCAGGAGGGAAAAAACCAACUGGCUUUGGAUGCUCUGCGGAAACAAGUGGAACUCCUGCAGGUAUCAGCAGAGACCAGAAGCAAACCCAAAUCACCCAUCAACAGACAGACAGACAGUACUGAGGGCAACAAAGAGAAGAAGGUCUUCAAGUCUAUGUCAUUUCCAGCAGCAGUUGGACCCCUCUCUUCAGAGAUACAGGCACUUUACCUGGCUUAUUUGCAGGGGGGAGGCAGUGACCAUAACAUCCUCCGUCAGAUGUAUGAGCUGCAGGUGGAGGCCACAGCCCUGGAGAAAGUAGGAGCAAGGCCUGAGCGCAAGGGCAGAAAGAAGAAACAUGAAGGUAGCCCGAACUCCUACCCACGGGGUUUGGAUGCUGAGCUCCUGUCUGUUGAGCUGGAGAACCAGAGGCUGGAAGAUGAGAUAUUAAAGUUGAAGAUCCUGAAGGACAGAAGGAAAAUAGAAGAUGGGUCUUCAGGCACAGAGCUGGUGCAACUGCAGCGGUUACACAUGGCAGAGAUGGCUCAGCUGCAUGCAGAGAUUGGCAGCCUGAGACAUGACACAGAGAGGAUGAAGCUAAGACAUCCCAAGAGGGGGUCACCACUACCCCGGCUGCCACCUCCUAUAGCUCCACCCCUGCCACCUCCUCCCCCUCUUCUUGGAUUGCCUGACCCUACCUUUCCAGCUAGUAACAUGGACCCCAUGAGAGCAUCUGCCACAGCUAUGAGCCAGUACUUCCUGGACCCUUCUGAUGCCCUGGGACCAGCGCCAUAUGAUCCGGCGUCUGGCUUUGUGAUAUUCUAUGAUUUUCUUUUGGGCCUGGAUCCCACAUUCUAUCAAGUCUGUCUGGUCUCUGGCCUGUUCCGCAAUGGGCAAGAGCUGGGCAAGCCCACCCCACUGCCCGUUGUCUCCUCUGAUAUGGGUCAAUACCCACAGUAUGUGACUGAUGGGCAAAGAGGGUGCUGCGCCAUCUUAGCAGCUAGGCAACCAGUCCCAAGAGUCCUUCCUUCAACCACCAUCACCCUCAUAACUGAGCUUCAAGCAUCUGGAGGCUUUGAUGCUUAUGGACUGGAGAUCCAGAAUCUGGCCCCCAGGGGGUGGGCCAAAAUCAACAUCUUUGACCAUCUACAUCAAGUGAUGUGUGGGCGCUGGAAGAUCCCCAUCCGAGUGCUUCCUAUGAAGCCAAGCCUUACUCCAGAACAGUUGAAUGGUGUGCCCCAGCUGGGCAAAGCAGAGCUGUACUUGCGACUAGUGAAUGCAAGAGAUGCUGACAUGCAGUCAAUGGCAGAGAUUCAUCCAGGCAAUGCCUCCUUGUACAAAUACCCUCCUACAGUGUCCAGUUGCACAGCACCCCCUACAGACUUUCCUCCAGCCCAGCGCUCUUUCCACCCUGCCCCCACCAGCCUGUUCUUCUCUGUCCCUCCUUACACUGGCUUUGUUGACUCUCCUCCUGAUCAGGAACAGCCUCUCCAAUACAAACCCAAUAAAAGGUGAGAAAGGAGGAAGACCACCCCUUUCUCCUUUCAGGACUAGGCUUUCCUUCUAAUGAAGAUAAGUCAGCAUAGAAAUGCCUACUGUCUUCCUUUGUAUACUUCUCUGUGUGUUUUGUGUAUAAAUGAAACAACUAAAAGAUUAUGCAUCUCUAAUCCACCCACGUCUGUGAUUUUCUCUGUAUUUUUAAUUAAGGAUAUGGGGGCUGUUUUUAAGGGUGCAUCUGCAUGAGGUUUUGGUGGUGGCAGGAUUGGAUGUACUUACCCAUCUGCACAGCAGAGGGUAGUUAUAGUCUGCUCUGCCUGCAACUGACCAUAUAAACUAAAACACAGCAUCAGUUAAUAUUUUCUUUCCACAGACUAUACCACACCACAAGGAGAGCUUUCUCCUGACCUUCCCAUUGGCAGCAGAACACCAAAAUGUGUUCAGAAUAACUGUUUGUACAUAUGAUCCCUAAAAAUGUAAUUAUUCUGCCAUGAUUAUCUAGAGUCUUCCUUGUUGUGUGUGUCUGUCCAUGUCAAUCACUACAAGAUUAAAGACAUUCACACAUGCAUGGCACAUUAGUCUAUCAAUAGCUGUUAACUGGAACAUCCUAUAUUCAGAGACUGCCUCAUUAGCAAAUGCUGAGGACACUGCCUUUGGCUUUGUUUAUGCAUUGGAGAGGAUAUAACAGAGGCACCUUUUUAGUCCUAAAAAAAUAAAUUCAAAAAUCCGCCGUAAAACCAGACUGCCUCUAUUAAAGUAGGCUGAUAGGAUCAUGUUUCUAAUUCUUUCUCUCAGUCAAUUUCAGUGUGAUUACUUUAUAUUGGAAGUCAUGUACUUGAAGUGCUUGUGAA
Molecule: messenger RNA, 4083 nt
Organism: Podarcis raffonei (Aeolian wall lizard)
Lineage: Eukaryota; Metazoa; Chordata; Lepidosauria; Squamata; Lacertidae
Gene: CCDC17
Product: coiled-coil domain containing 17
Exons: 14
Coding region: 1169-3250 (693 amino acids)
Source: RefSeq, a predicted model, not a curated record